AUGAACAACAUAUUCAAGAAGUCCGAGAGCACUCUGGUGCGAUUUAACAGCUUUGUAUUACUCGCUACAGUCGCGCUUAUUGUAAGUAUUGGUGUGACGUCGGCAAACACGGAUGCUCAGAUUACCCAACCAAGGCCCAUUCCUUCGGCUCACAGCUUUCGAUUCAACCAAACAAUGGUACAAGUGCGUACAAACGCAAAGAGUGAAGAGAGAAUUAUUGCUCAUCGUUGGACAGAAAAAAUCGCGAGUAUCUUAAAGUCGGGAACUUCAAAACUAGCUCAAGGCGCAAAAAUUCAGACAUGGCUGCUCAAACGGAAAACUACGGACGAUAUUUUCAAGACACUAGAGCUGAAUACGGCAGGAAAAAAGAUAUUUGAAGACCCGAAGUUUAUAACUUGGGUGGUCUAUGUGACCAAGGUCGAAAAGCAGAACCCCGAGGAGAUCGUCUUGUCGAAGUUGAUGGCGCAGUACACACCGUACUCGCUGGCUAAAAUGAUCGCGUCGGCCAAGAAAGUCUCGAACACUGAAGGUCUCGCCAUCCUGUUGCAGGCUCAGCAGAGGCGGGUUUGGAUGGAUACUGGAAAAUCGGGCGAUGAUGUGUUCAAGUUGCUAAAACUGGACAAAACAGGGUCCAAGCUUUUCAAGAGGUCGCGGUUCACUACCUGGACUUCAUACGUCGAUGAAUUCAACAGGAACAAUCCUAACGAAGCAGUCUCGCUGUUCUCGUUGCUGGCAAAGCGAUACAAUGAAGCGACCCUUUCAGAGAUGAUCGAAGCAGCGAAGAAAGUGUCAAGUACGGAAAGUAUUGCGACGAAAUUGCAGAGUCAACAGAACAAGCUAUGGUCGUCAAAGAAGAAAUCGCCCGACGAUGUCUUCAAGUUACUCAUGCUUGACAAACCGAACAAGGCGGUUCUAAGUGACCCAAAGCUGAGAGCUUUUGCCAGCUAUUUGAAGGUGUUUAAUUUGGCAAACCCCCGAAAGGAAGCAACACUCCUCGCGACGCUAUCUCAUUACUACGAUGAUGUAAACCUUGGGUUACUACUUCAAGAGGGAAAGAAGUUCCCAGAAACGAAAAAAAUUGCCGAAGAAUUGCAGGUAGCGCAAUUCGCACGUUGGUUGAAGGAAGGAGAAACUUUUGAAAGUCUUUUCAAGAUGUUGAGUCGAAAAAAAGAGGGCUGGAUAAUCUAUCCGGACAUGGCAUUUCUCAAGUCAUACGGCGACUUUUAUACAGCAAUGAUGAAGACUACGCAUUAA
This is a messenger RNA of Phytophthora nicotianae INRA-310, 1254 nucleotides long. RefSeq lists its product as hypothetical. Bases 1 to 1254 code for a protein of 417 amino acids. Lineage: Eukaryota; Oomycota; Peronosporomycetes; Peronosporales; Peronosporaceae. The record is from RefSeq and is a predicted model, not a curated record. The transcript has a single exon.